This is a messenger RNA of Aphis gossypii (cotton aphid), 4193 nucleotides long. RefSeq lists its product as uncharacterized. The transcript has 8 exons. NCBI's taxonomy places the organism in Eukaryota, Metazoa, Arthropoda, Insecta, Hemiptera, Aphididae. Gene Ontology annotation, biological process: intracellular signal transduction. The record is from RefSeq and is a predicted model, not a curated record. Bases 785 to 2065 code for a protein of 426 amino acids.
UUAUUCUUUAACUAGUUUUUUUUCUAAAUUAUAUAUAUUAUACAAUUUUUAUCAAUUAUUCAAAAGUUUUAAAUAAUUGACUUAUGAUGAUUUUGUAAUGAAUAAUAUAAUCAUUUAAUAUAUAUAUAUAUUUAAAUUUAUAUUUAUAAUAAUGUAUUACAUUUUUAUGGUGUAUAAUAAAUAAAUUGAAUACUAUGCAAAAAUCAACCCAUCUUAUCUAACCAUCACUGUAUCAAACUAUAAACUUAUUAUACUCGUAUAUUAUACUGAAAAUGUAUAAAAAUUUAAAAACAUAAUGUUCUAAAUAAACUUCAAUUUUCUACAUUACAUAAAGUUUAGUCUGUAGGUAUAAUAUAUAAGUUGUAUAUAUAUAUAUAUAUUAUUCUUAUGGUGUAUAGGUAUUUAUUACGGUACCUAAUACAUGUAACGGUCGGGCUGCAGAUUCUUCUUUGCGCGGGCUCACACCAGACGUGGUCAUACUGUCUACCGCCGCGCCGUAGCGUAGGCACACUUGCGCCGGCGAAUCUGCGAAAUCCAAUCGAGCCGAUGACCGCGCGCGCGAACUCAACUGAUCGCAGUGCAUCGUAGCUCGCCGUUCGACUGUGUUGUCCCGGAUGUCAAUAAACCAUUUAUUGUGAUAACGUUUCAUGUGAAGUGCUUUCGGUUUACUUACACUUGUACGACAUUUUUCAUUCGUUAUUUUUUUCUCCAAUUAUAUUUUGAUUUAGGUGUAAUCGAAAUUAAGGACUUAAGUGCACGCAAAUGGUAUCGUCUCUUCUCCGUUAUGAAGGAACACCGAACCAAAGGACUUAGGGUCACAACUACUGAAAGCAUAAUUAGUGACAAAAAUGACACUAUGACCGAGGGUGCAGAAGGUCGCAGUGACGACCCGCUGGCUUCAUUGCAGUUAGACGUCGCUUCCGGGGGCCCAUCGUCGGAAAGCCAACAGCCUGAGAGCCAAGCGGAAGUGUCCACGUUAUGUAUAUCGUCGGCAGACAAUGAUAUUGACAAAAUAAUCGCCGGAGAAUGGCAUGGAGGAGAAUGCAAAACAGGUUGCUGCAGCAGGUGUGCGUUCAGAGAAUGGAGGCUGGUCGGUGAUAAGUUGCAGUUAUUUUGUUUCAAAGAUUAUGAUGCGUUGAUAGCAACUCGACCAGCGAUAGCGAACAUACAGUUUUGCUUUCGGUUCAAGUCUAGCCCAAAAUGUUUGAAGCAUCCAAACGUGCCAAACGCCAACUGUUUCAUAUUUUUUGACAUCGUCUCGGGUGAUAUCCAUAAAAAUUGGAUGCAAGUGGUACGCCGGUUGAAAGAGGCAUCGGCUAACGCAACUGUUGCACAGUUACGCCGGUGGUCGCAAGCUGUGGACGAAAAUGGUAACACCGCGUUAAUAUUGGGAGCUAAACGCUUAAUGAACUGUGGAUUGUUUAAACGAGCGUACCAGUUUGCAGUCAUGAUGUUGAAAUUUGGUAGUGAUGUUAACUGGCUGAAUAACGGCGGUCGAUCGUUGAUCACAUACACUGUACACUACAUGGAUCAGGCGAUAGACAUUACUAGACUCUUAUUGAAUUGCGGAGCGACAGUCUGGCUAGAAGAUUGCAAUUCGGAAGCUAGACUUCAUUAUGUGAAAUUACUGAAGGAAUAUCGCACAAAAACGGAGACAGAUCUUCAAAGAUGUCUGACCGAUGCCCCGAUUGAAAGCCCGUUGGACAGCAUAUUCACUUGGUUCCUACGAUCCGUCAUGAUCAGAAGGCGCAUGGAUGACAGUUGCCUGCGCACAUUGUCACUACUCUCACAGUCAAUGGGCGAGGACCCGACCAGGAUGCACUCGCACGUCAUGCGGACCAUGUUCAGUCACGCUCAGUGUUACAAUAUAUUCGGACCGGUGUUCUUCCAGAUCAAAAAGGCCCUGUCACCCCAGUGGGUGCAACCGCACUCGCUUCAGCAGCUAUGCCGCAAGUCCAUACGACGAUCGUUGUUUCGCGGACGCCACGGUAACGCGCACCCCGACACGGUGGCCGAGCUAAACCUGCCUAAGCCCCUGGAGUCUUACGUCUCCUACCACGACUGAACCACUGCCCAUCAUCAUCUCGCCUGCGACCCCCAACCCACAUCGUCAGAGGUUAUCCACGGGUGUACGUCUUCCACGUCGCACAUUACAAAAACAAUCAUAUCCCCGCUCCAAAUAUUAAAAAUGAACUCAAGCAUAAUAUACUGAGUUUUUGAAAUGUUAUUUUAUUGGAAUUGUAGUUUGGUUACAACGCGAUUCAAAACUUAUUACAAAUUCUGUUUUUAAAAAGUUGUACAACAAUUCCAACUAGAAACUAAUUUUGAUACAGCACCCUAUGCGAAUCAGUCCGUCGCAGAGAACCAAUAUUUAUCGGAACCUAUUCGAAGCUAUAUGGUAAUUUACGACAAUGUAUAAAAAUAUAAAUAAUGACAUUUUUUUAAAACCUCAUAUUCCAUCCCCGCUCACCUUUAAAUUCUUCUCUCCGUUUAGCCUACGAUGUACCAAUUAUAACUGAGUCCUUAUGUAUAACCUAUAUACACAUGCGUAUAUCACAUACUACAUUAAUUGCCGAAGCUUUUAACUCGAAAGGUAUACUAAAGUUAUGAUGUCAUCAGACGUUUCCGAUGUGUUUAUAUCUACCAGAUAAUUUCGUUUGACCAAUAUUUAAUACCUAGCUAAGUCGAUAAGUCCGCGUGUAGCACCUGUUAUUUAUCUUAUUAUAUAUAUACAACUUUUCAACAAAUUUAUAUCAUUUUCGACUUAUUCUAUUUUUACUUAUUUAUAUUUAUACAUAUAUUGUUUUUAUUGCCUAAAUCUAUAGCUUUAAUAAUUUAGUUAUUGCCUUGUCUUAUGUAAUUUUAUCGAUCGAAUGUCUGUAAAAUAAUUUUGUGUCACAUAAUCAUGUCUUAUAAAAUUUAAAAGCUAAAUAAGUAGAUAAUAAGUUACUAUAACCCACUCAAUGAAAAUCGAUAGAACAUUGAUCGUUUACUAUACAAGUAUAUUAUGAAAGAGAGCAGUGUAGUUUGAUAUUACACGCGAUCGGGUUGCGAAAAAACGUUAUUCUUGCCACGUAAUAACAAUAUAUAUAGGUACAUAUAAUUUCGUGUUAUUAACCUAUGUAUGAGUGUAUAUAUAUAUUAUUAUUAAUUUCGCCUACUAAUGUCACAAACAUGUUUAUUGUAUUUACACGAUUUUAUUAAUAUACUCUAUUAAAUAAACCUAAAUCAUAUAUACUUUUUUUUUUGUAUAGAGUCAUUAGAAUCUAUAUUAAAUUAUAAUGUAUGGUCUAUGGACGAUUUAGUUUUAAGUUAGUUAUUAGCAGUAUAUAAUUUAGAUAAAUCAUUUGAAAUGUAUUGAGUUAUGUGUUUUACUAAAUAUAUAUCGCUUAACUGUACCUAAGUGUCAUGAUUGCGUUAUAUUUGGUAAUACAAUACUAACAAUAGAGAAAUAUAAUAUAAUAGCCGCAAUCGCGUAUCUUUCGCGUCUCUUACCCGAUUACCGGAGAACGUCAAAUAAACUGCGAUUAUUAUUGUUAAUCCUUCAUUAGAUAAUGAUUUUAAAUAUGCAUUAGCAGUUAUUAUAUUAUAAUUCUCUGUUGUAGUCCUUCGUGAUUCCGUUCAAGUAGAUAGGCAUAUAUGUACCUAUAAAUAUUAUAGUUAUGAUAUUAUGUUAUUAUGUUAAGAUUUGUGAUUACUGCCCUUGGCAUUUAUAUAAUGUAUAAUAUUAUAAGUUAUAACACAUCUAUAUAAUGAUUCUUUUCGUAAUUGAUUCCUAAUGUUUAUUAUCAGAUCGCAUAAGUAUUUAUUUUAAUGUAUAACAUUGAUGUACCUAUAUGAUAAUAUCAAUAAGUACGAUUUCACGUUUGCGUGCUUGUGUGUGUAUGUAUAUGUAUUAUAUAUGUAUGUGUGUGUAUUAUCUAGUCGCAAAAUAGGCGACCAAACCAAAGGGUAACCUUUUAAGUUAUAUUAUAUGUUUAUUAUAAUAUGUUAUUUCAAAUUUUAGACCAUCUAUACCAAAAUUAUUGUUAUUCCAUCCUAUCCAGUUUUAACCCAUAUAUUAUUAUAAUAUGUUAAAAUACUGAUUCUGUAAAAAUUUUAUCAAGUAGUCCUUAUUAAUAUAAUUUUUGUAUCUAUUCCAAAAUAUUUCUUUGUAUGUGUGUAAUUUCAAUUUAAUAAAACUAUUAAUUUAA